GAUCUGAAGCAGGAAGAGCAAGAGAAUGGCGAGCAGGUACUGGGCAGUGUCUCUUCCCGUCCACAACUCUGCAUCCACUCUAUGGAACCAAUUGCAGCAACAAAUCUCCAACCAUUCCUUCGACACUCCUCUCUACAGAUUCAACAUCCCCAACCUCCGCGUUGGAACCCUAGACUCUCUCCUCUCUCUCAGCGACGACCUCGCCAAGUCCAACAACUUCGUCGAAGGAGUGACUCACAAAAUCCGGCGUCAGAUUGAGGAACUUGAGAGAGUUUCAGGCGUGGAGAGCGGCGGUCUCACCGUGGAUGGAGUGCCUGUUGAUUCCUACUUGACCAGGUUUGUUUGGGAUGAAGCUAAGUACCCGACAAUGUCGCCUUUGAAGGAGAUCGUGGAUGGUAUUCAUAGUCAAGUCGCAAAGAUUGAGGAUGAUCUCAAGGUUCGUGUUUCUGAGUAUAACAAUGUCCGUGGUCAGCUUAAUGCUAUCAACCGAAAGCAAACUGGAAGCUUAGCAGUUCGUGAUCUUUCCAAUUUGGUAAAACCUGAGGACAUUAUAAUUUCAGAACAUUUAACUACCCUCCUUGCCAUUGUUUCCAAGUAUUCACAGAAGGAUUGGCUCUCAAGCUACGAAACAUUGACAAGCUAUGUGGUCCCCAGGUCAUCUAAGAAGUUGUAUGAGGAUAACGAAUAUGCUCUUUAUACUGUAACACUCUUCAGUCGUGUUGCGGAUAAUUUUAGAACUAGUGCACGUGAAAAAGGGUUCCAAAUUCGUGACUUUGAAUACAAUCCCGAAACACACGAGAGCCGAAAGCAGGAAUUAGAUAAAUUGAUGCAAGAUCAGGAAAGUUUGAGGGCUUCUCUGUUGCAAUGGUGCUACACCAGUUAUGGAGAGGUUUUCAGUUCCUGGAUGCACUUUUGUGCUGUGCGUUUGUUUGCUGAGAGCAUUCUGCGAUAUGGUUUGCCCCCGUCUUUCUUGGCAUGUGUUUUAGCUCCUUCUGUAAAAUCUGAGAAGAAAGUACGUUCUAUCCUUGAAGGGUUGAGUGAUAGCAUAAACAGUGGAUACUGGAAGAUGGAGGAUGAAGUAGGUGCUGGGCUAGCUGGCCUAGCAGGCGAUGCUGACGCCCACCCUUACGUUUCUUUCACUGUCAAUCUUGCUUGAGCGCUCUCAGAAACAGGUCCCUUCUCUUAAUUUUUAGUCCGCUAAGGGCUCCUUUGGACAGAAAUAAUGCCGAUGCAAACAGGAUUUGGAGAUAUUGUACAUUA
Molecule: messenger RNA, 1260 nt
Organism: Abrus precatorius (Indian licorice)
Lineage: Eukaryota; Viridiplantae; Streptophyta; Magnoliopsida; Fabales; Fabaceae
Product: V-type proton ATPase subunit C-like
Exons: 11
Coding region: 26-1156 (376 amino acids)
Biological process (GO): proton transmembrane transport
Cellular component (GO): vacuolar proton-transporting V-type ATPase, V1 domain
Molecular function (GO): proton-transporting ATPase activity, rotational mechanism
Source: RefSeq, a predicted model, not a curated record